GUUUCUCUCCCAAAUCCCGCACACGCGAUUUCUCUUCGUCGGCGCACGAUUUCUUCUUCGUCGGCGCACACGCGAUUUCUCUUCGUCGGCGCACGAUUUCUUCUUCGUCGGCGCACACGCGAUUUCUUCUCAGGCUGCACGCACGCGAUUUCUUCUUCGGCUUGCACGUGAUCUUCUUCUCCGGUCCCAAAUCAAGCACAGCUCUAAGGGCUCUGACUUAAGGGGCAAGAGAUCUUCUUCUCUAGCUCCAAAUCACGCACGACUCUAAGUUGCGCAACCUUCCGGCUUAAGGCGCACGCGAUCUUCUUCUCCGGCAUUCUUUCCACGAUCCACCGAACAAGCUUAAGCUCAGGAUGAGGUGGGAAGAUAAAUUUCAGAUGAUAACGUGAUUAAUGAUGCAAGCUGCGAAGAAGAUAGUUCAUUUGACGAAGAGGACCUAAUCAAGGGUCUCAAAUUCCAACCAAUAUUGAUGGACGGACUAAAAUAAAUGUGGUUAUGAAUAAAUUUGUCGAAAAUGAAGUUCCUCGUGAAAUUACAAAUGAUAUCAAAGGAGUGAUUAAAGGAGUAUGGCCAACGUGGAAAAAGGUACCUAGUGAUAUUAAAGAUUUACUUUGGGAAAAUUUUAAGUUGAGAUAUAAUUGGGAUAAUUUUACCGACAGAGAAAUGAAAAAGGUAUGGAAUGAAAAUUCAAGUGAGAGAUACAGGGCAUCCAUUCAUUUGGCUAAGAAAGCAACAUUAUCAUCUGCACAAGAAGAUUUAGGAAGGAAACCAGACAUAUUAGAUAUGAUAGGUAGAGGACCUGAUUGGAUGGAAGCUAAUAUAUGGAAUGACUUGGUUAAAAUUCAUUGGAAUAAACCAGAUCACAAGAUCAAAUGUGAAAUUGUACGGAAGAAUAAAAUGACAGCGAAGGAUGGGUCUACUAUCAAACAUACUGGGAGUUCAAUUUCUUUUGUAGCACACCGUGAGAGAAUGAAAAAAGAUUUGGGACGAGAUGUGGAUGAAUUUGAGGUUUUUGAACGAAUGCAUAAAAGAAAGUAAGGAACAAUAUAAAGAGAGACAAAAUGUUGAUGAUCAGUCUACUCGACCUUCAUUCAAUUUCAAAUCAUGGUGUGAUGUGGUGGGUGAUCCAUGUAAGAGGAGGGUGUACGGAUUUGGACGCAAUCAACAUUUUAGAAGAUCAUGCAAUGGAAGUUCCAAUGAAAUGUGCUCUCAUGAGAACAACAAUGAAUUAUCUCAAAAAAUUGAAGACAUGCGUGCUAUUAGCAAGAGGAUGGAGGAAGAAAUUACUGAAAGCAAUAAUAAAUUGGAACUCAUUAUCAAAGAAAAUAGACAGAGGAAGAACAACUUAUCGAGGAAGGUAGACAAAGAGAAGAAAAUCUAAAAGAGAUGGUUUGUAAAAUGAUUCAAGAGGCGGGAUAUACAAAUCAUUUAAGCGAAAUAAAGAUUAAAUUACUUUAUCUUUGAUUAAUGGUUAAAUGUAUUUAGAUGAUGUGAAUAUUUACUUAUUUCAAUAUUAAUUUUAUGAUACUUUUGUAUUA
Molecule: messenger RNA, 1538 nt
Organism: Zingiber officinale
Lineage: Eukaryota; Viridiplantae; Streptophyta; Magnoliopsida; Zingiberales; Zingiberaceae
Exons: 6
Coding region: 496-1038 (180 amino acids)
Source: RefSeq, a predicted model, not a curated record